UUUUGUCCAGAUAUUGCAGUUGAAUUGCUUAAUCAUGACUGACAGACCUAUUUAGUUAGCUGGCUGACCUGCUUAUUCACACCUGAGGUGAGAUAAGUGUGAUUGGUGCAGCCUUUAUUAAAGGAGGUGCGGAUUCUCUACCGCCUCUCUCAGAGGGGUUGCUGAGUUAACAUCAGUAUUUCAAACAGGUUGAAACCAGAAGCCCUGGUCGUGACAAUCAGAUCAUUCAACUUUGAAAGCAGCGUUUCAGUGAAAAGGUUUCCUCAAAGGAGUCAGGUCCAGGUGAAGUACGAUCAUGUUGGAAGAUCUUUUCCAGUACUCCACUUCAGUCUCCCUGUUGGUGGCCGUUGUCUGCCUGCUGGUCCUCCACCUUUUUAAAUCAAACUUCAGUUCCAAAGAUAACCAGAGGGAGCCUCCAGGACCUUAUCCUCUUCCCCUGCUUGGUAACUUGCUUCAGUUGGAUCUCAGUAAACUUGACAGAUCCCUCUUUGAUCUGUCCAAAAAAUAUGGAGCAGUGUUCACAGUCUACUUUGGACCGAAGAAGGUGGUGGUCCUGGCUGGAUACAGGACAGUCAAACAGGCUCUAGUCAACUAUGCUGAGGAGUUUGGAGACCGAGAGGUCACGCCCAUAUUCCAUGAUUUCAACAAAGGAAAUGGUAUACUAUUUACCAAUGGUGACUCGUGGAAAGAAAUGAGACGUUUUGCUCUAACUACACUGAGAGAAUUUGGGAUGGGCAAAAGGAUUAGUGAAGACAAGAUCAUUGAGGAAUGUCGCUACCUGAUUGAAGAAUUUGAGACACUUAAAGGUAAAGCCUUCAACAACGCUCGGACAAUUAAUAAUGCAACUUCAAAUAUUAUAUCAGCUAUCAUGUUUGGAAAGCGGUUUGAAUACAAAGACCCUGUCUUCCAAGCUAUGGUGGAGAGAGACAACCAGACCAUCCACCUGACUGGAUCAGCACCCAUCCUGAUGUACAACAUGUUUCCUUGGCUGGGCCCUUUUCUUAAAAACUGGAGGGAUGCGAUGAAGAAUGUGGAGGCCAACAGGGAGGACAUAAAAAGCUUUAUAGCUGACCUGACGGAGACUCUGAACCCUGAGAUGUGCAGAUGUUUUGUUGAUGCAUUCCUGAGACAUAAGCUAAAUGUGGAGGAGUCUGAAAUCAAGAAUUCACACUAUCAUGAUGACAACCUGGUCAACAGUGUGAUGAAUCUGUUUGCAGCUGGGACUGAUACUACAGGAAACACACUUCAGUGGGGUUUACUUUUUAUGGCUAAGUACCCUCAUUUCCAAGACCAGCUUCAGGCAGAGCUGAGCAGGGUGGUCGGUAGCCGACAGGUCAGAGUAGAGGACAGGAAGAACCUGCCCUACACUGAUGCUGUCAUCCAUGAGACACAGAGACUGGCCAACAUUGCCCCCAUAGCCAUUCCUCACAAAACCAGCCGUGACGUCACCUUCCAGGGUCACUUUAUCAAAAAGGGGACUACUGUGUUUCCUCUUCUUACUUCUGUUCUGCAUGAUGAGAAUGAGUGGGAGAGCCCACACACCUUCAACCCUUCCCACUUCCUGGAUAAGGAGGGUAAAUUUGUCAGGAGAGACGCCUUCAUGCCCUUUUCUGCAGGUCGCAGGGUGUGUCUUGGGGAAAGUCUGGCUAGGAUGGAGCUCUUCCUCUUCUUCACUGCCCUCCUCCAGCAAUUUCGUUUCAUUCCUCCACCUGGAGUUACAGAGGAUGAGCUGGAUCUGACACCAGCUGUGGGCUUCACCCUCGCCCCUUCACCUCAUGAGCUGUGUGCCGUCAGUCGCCAAUGAGAAGCAUGGCAUUAUAACCUCAUGUGUCAAUUUCAUGAAUAUUGUUUUGUUCACCUUCACCCAGAGCAGGCUGUUAUCAUUUACUGUUUGUAUUUAAAAUAUAACCAACAUAACUGUGAGCCAGGACGUAGCUGCCUCUCAGGAUUUAGUCAGGUGCCGUGGUAUACAGAGUGACAAAGUCCACACAGGGAGGAGGUUUGGGUGGAUGGAUGGGUCAAACAAACCGACUUCUCUUAUCCUGUGUGAAUGCACCGCACAAAACAGACGUGGAGGGAUCAUUUCUAAAUUACAUGAUGUCCCUUGGUAAUACUAGUCCCUUGUGAACAGGGCUUAAGCAAAAUUAUGGUAUUGCAAAAUGUUCAUUCACUCUUGACACACAUUCAUAUACUGUGGCCGAGGCUGCAGUACAAGGUGCCACCUGCUCAUUAGAUAAACAUUCACACUUCAAUGGCGCAGCAUCAGGAGCAAUUUGGGGUUCAGUGUCUUGCUGAAGGACACUUUGAAAGGGGACUGAGAGCAAGGAAUCGAACCACCAACCUUCCAAAUGGGAAGCCACAGCCGCCCAGGUGUACGCCACUUCUUACUAUCUCCUUAUCUUAUUGGUUGUCCUUUACAAGAUCAGCGGAAAAUGAAAAUAAUUUGACCUUUGAGCGUAGAGGGUAGAGCACAGCUUUCUCCACUGCUCUUCCCACAGGAAACAAUGGCAAAGGCCAGCAGAGAGCGGUUUUACCCUGGUUCAUGUGAAUGGAUGAGUUGACGAAUAGAGCAUCAUGAAACAUUAAUGAAAAGAGUGUGUCCAGUAUUUUUUAAAUAAGUACUUAUCUAGAGGGAACACACACAGGUAGCCUACCAAAAUAAAAUAUAAGUUUAUUGUAAUUUUAUCAUUUACAUGAGGUAUCUAUUUUAAGGUAUAUAUUAAGAGGCCAGUCUAAGUCUUUGUUUAUAGUACAAAUAAUUUCUGCCAUUAUCUGCAAUAUAAGGAAUUAAACCCUUGACAAAUGACACCCACCCCAUGACGUAUGUAAAAGAUAGCUUCAUCUGCUAUUGAUCACGGGUCAUUCUGAAGCGCAGUUUAUUGAGUGCCUGGACAUCUUAUUAUGAUGUAAAUCUAUAGAGCUCGGGCCAGAGUGAGAGAAAGCUCUGGCUUGGGCAUAGACGUUAUGGAACGGUGCAUUGUGGGUAGCGGCGACUAUUUUAGCGGUAUACUGUGUCACUCCCCAAUGUAGGUCAAGUGCAGAUUUGAGUUGCGUAACUUUGCAACAAGUAGCAUACAAGAUGCUAACAAGAGACUUCUGUAAUUUCAAAACAGUAAAAAUUAACCUGCUCAAUGAAGUUCAUUCACUGCUGGCUACAAGUUAGCAAUCACACACAACACAGGCUGUAGGUUGUGUGGCGUUAGCAAUCAAACAACAUGACUGCUAGCUUAACUAUAAGCUAGCAAUCAAACACAACAAAGGCUGGAAUGGCGUUUUGUGCUAUCGUUAGCAAUCAAACAAUUAUAAUUAGCUAAAACGUUUUUGAAAUGAUUGCCAUCUUCUGUUAUUGUUUGUAAUUAUAAAAGUUUAUUAUUUCAUGGAUUUCACAAAUCUCAGUAUGACACAUUAUGCCGUAAACUGUUUAAAUCUGAGCAACUAACAUCUGCGCUCAACCAGAGCUGGUCUGACUCGACUCUCAUCGGGUAUGACCCGUUAAGCCGUAAACCGUUUACAUCUACGACUGAAAUCUGCGCUUACAUCGGGGAGUGACACGCUGCAAAGGUUUCAAAAUAUUAGCGUAGCUGGUGUUCCUGGGAGACCACGUUAACCCUCAUGUUCUCCUCGGGUCAAUAUCUUUUCUAGCCAAUUGUAAUUAUCCAAAAUAUUAUGAUAUGAUUAUUGUUAUUAUUAUGAUCAAUAUGAUUGAUUCCACACAACACUCUUUGGCAAAUAUAAAUCUGUACUUUCGGGUGUCUUAUUCAAUUUUAUAGCAUUUGUGGUUUCAAAAUAGUGUAAAAUUAGAGUAAAAUUUAACAUAUUCCAGUCUGUGAUUAUCUAUUAAAGGUAGUGCAUUAUGGAACACAUUCCCCCCAACUAUAAGGGAGCGUCCCACUUUGGCCUCCUUUAAGAGCCAGGUAAAGCUGUGGCUUAGAGCUAACCAAAUGUGUAACCACCACUAACUUGUGUUUGCAUUUUUCUAC
Messenger RNA from Etheostoma spectabile (orangethroat darter), 3980 nucleotides. Its product is annotated as cytochrome P450 2K1. The coding region runs from base 296 to 1804 and encodes 502 amino acids. The transcript is spliced from 9 exons. Gene Ontology annotation, molecular function: iron ion binding; heme binding; oxidoreductase activity, acting on paired donors, with incorporation or reduction of molecular oxygen, reduced flavin or flavoprotein as one donor, and incorporation of one atom of oxygen. Lineage: Eukaryota; Metazoa; Chordata; Actinopteri; Perciformes; Percidae. Gene Ontology annotation, biological process: xenobiotic metabolic process. The record is from RefSeq and is a predicted model, not a curated record. Gene Ontology annotation, cellular component: cytoplasm; intracellular membrane-bounded organelle.